ACGAUGCCUGCCAAACCUAGCUGCGAGGGAAGCCGCCCAGUUAAUGGUCAAAUUAACGCAUAUAUUCUAACAAAACGAGAUAAUAGAAGUUCAUGGCAUUAUUUCAACUCUAAGCGUUAUUGAGAUUACAUUGUUAUGCAGCGUUCAAGAGGAAGUGGGUUGAAUAUUCAGCGCGGGCCCACGGCCUCAUCGAUGCCGAUCGAUUUCACGGCCCGUCGGCACUUCUUUGCUUUGUUCACCUGCUUUUCACUUGACAUUUCACAUGCUGCGUUCUCACCUACGACAAUUGGCGCCUGCUUUGAAAAGAGCUCAAAGCUUAUCACCUUAUAGCAAUGCCGCGCGCCCAGUGUUCAUCCGUGGAAUGUCGACGGUCACCUCAGAUAACGAACAUAAGAAAAAUGCGCCCACAGCAAUUCUCUUGACCAAUAUGGGUGGUCCGGCUACAUUGGACAAGGUCCACAGCUUUUUGCUAAACCUUUUCUCGGAUAGUGACUUGAUGAGACUUCCUAUACAAUCGCUUUCAUCAAAAUACAUCGCCCGUCGGCGCACGCCUCAAAUUCAGGACCAAUAUAACCAGAUUGGAGGAGGUUCGCCCAUUCUGCAUUGGACGAAAAAGCAAGGCGAAAUGAUGGAAGCCAUCUUAGACCGGAUAUCGCCAGAGACUGCACCACACAAGCAUUACAUUGCCUUCCGCUACGUUGACCCUUUGACUGCUGAUACAGUCAAGCAAAUGAAGGCUGAUGGGAUUAAGCGUGCUGUAGUAUUCACACAGUACCCCCAGUAUUCAUGCUCCACCACUGGCAGCAGCUUGAACGAGCUUUACCGCUGUUUGAAAACAUCUGACCCUGAAAAUGAAAUCAAGUGGAGUGUCAUCGAUCGAUGGAACACGCACCCUGGAUUCAUAAAGGCAGUUGCUGGUAAAAUCAACCAGAAGCUCGCCGAAUAUCCCCCUGAAGAGCGCGAUAAUGUUUUACUUUUGUUCUCUGCUCACUCUCUUCCAAUGUCGGUGGUCAACCGUGGCGACCCGUAUCCUGCUGAAGUGGCAGCCAGCGUCGACCGUGUCAUGAAUUACUUGCAAUUCAAGAACCCUCACCGUCUAGUUUGGCAGUCUCAGGUUGGUCCAUCAGCUUGGUUAGGACCACAAACUGGAGAGGCUAUAAAAAAAUAUGGUGAACAAGGAAAAAAGAACAUAGUGGUAGUUCCUAUUGCCUUCACCAGUGACCAUAUUGAAACUCUCUUUGAACUUGACAUUGAAUACGGAAAAGAAGCACACGAGGCCGGUAUAACUGGAUUUAAACGCUCCGAGUCACUAAACGACGACCCCGUCUUUGCCGAAGCUAUGGCAGACAUUGUGAAGGCUCACUUGAAAUCGGGACAAAUUACAACACCACUCAUGUCCCUUCGCUGCCCUUCGUGCACAAACGAUUAUUGUGGCGAGCAAAAAGAGUUUUUUGCCAAUCAAAAGUUAUAACGAAGCGUGCCAACGGAUAGAUAAAGCGUAACAUAUUGUUCAUCAUCCAAAUGGAUGGAAAUCACUUGUUGCAGAUGAUACUGCCCAUAAGCCCAUGUUACGUAAAAAAAUAAAUGAACCCACAACAGAGGAAAUGAGACACUACUCAUAUUCUGCUUGACAGAAAAGCAAUUUAAUAAAUCUUUUAUACAUUGAUGACUCUACUAAGCUUUUGGACUCUGUUCAGCAAAACAUCUCCUUGCUUG
This is a messenger RNA of Umbelopsis ramanniana AG, 1716 nucleotides long. RefSeq lists its product as uncharacterized. The record is from RefSeq and is a predicted model, not a curated record. Gene Ontology annotation, biological process: heme biosynthetic process. The transcript is spliced from 5 exons. Bases 263 to 1471 code for a protein of 402 amino acids. Gene Ontology annotation, molecular function: protoporphyrin ferrochelatase activity. Lineage: Eukaryota; Fungi; Mucoromycota; Umbelopsidomycetes; Umbelopsidales; Umbelopsidaceae.